Stylonychia lemnae is the source of this 1338-nucleotide messenger RNA. NCBI's taxonomy places the organism in Eukaryota, Ciliophora, Spirotrichea, Sporadotrichida, Oxytrichidae. The record is from the annotation of a GenBank genome assembly.
AUGAGGAUAGAAAACAUGGAGAGAACUGAAUUCAUCAAGAAAGGACUGCAGAAAUAAAUAACUGAAGGGUAAAAUUUCAAAGCCAAAAAGACUAUGUACGAAGAGCUCUAUGAACUGAUUAAAACCAGAGGGAGAUUCAGAGCAAAUAAUGCAGCUUUCUUGUCCAACAUGUUUUGCAAAAAUCAACUGUGCAGAACUCAGAAAUAGAAGAAAUAUGAGUUGAGAGAUGGGAAAUAUAGGUCUAUUAAAGAUUAGUUCGAUUUAGGAAAAAAUUAAGUCAUCAAAGAACUAGACUGUGUUAACAUAGUUAAGAAGCUAAGAAAGCUAGACUAGUUUUUCAAAAUAAUGCUUUCAAAGCCUCAGCAAGCAUUAUUCAAGCACUAAAAGAAGGAAUUAUUAGAUGAGUUCAGUGGAUCUGAGGAAGAUAUAGAGGGUAUUUAGUUUAAAAGUGAAAAAGGACUGCAGAUGAUAGAGCUAUACAAGGCUCUUAAAUUCUACGAAGAAAAGUCUAAAAUAAAUUCAAUUGACAGUAAUAUUUUAUAUGGAGUAGUAUCCUAGAAUCCUCAAGAUUAAAUCAUCAAAAUGAUUAAGAAAAAAAACAUGAAUUAGAGUACAAAGCCAAAUGAAAGCUAUCAAAGAAGAAGAGAGUCAGCAAGAUAGAGAUUAGAUGAAAUCCAAGAAAUGAGUGAAAAAACUUCUACUCUAAAGAAAUCUAAUUAAAGAACUUCUGAAAUUAAACUACUUAAGUCUAGAAGUAAUGAUGAGAAUCAGUAGUUUUUAUCGAUUGAUAUCUAAGAUUCAAAUAAAAUCUUUACUGAAAAGAAGCAGAGAGAACAUAAAAAUCCGGUAAGAGGAAAGUAUAACUCAGAAAAACUAAUCUAAUUAUCUGAAUUCUAAGGACUCAUUAAACAAAAAGAAGAUGUAAUCCUUGAGUCUAUUCCUGAAAAAUCUGAAAGCAGAUCAAGUAAAACAAAGAAAAAGCAAAAGUCUAAUAGGAACGGACAAGGGAAAGUUAAUCACAAAAAGUAUUCAUAAGUAGAACAGAUGUAAGUCAAAGAUAUUGACUUUGAUAACAGGAAGUCAGAGAGAUUGGAUAUUGAGUCAAACAGGUAUCUUAACGAUAAAUUCAUGAUAAGAAGCCACGUCGAGAUUAUCUCUAGCUUUGGAGGUAAUUAGAGAGACAAUAAUAACAGCUACAAUUCCAUUACUAGUGAUGACCAAUAGAGUAAUUUUAAUAAUCUCGAAGCUACCUCAUAGCAAUUAAAGCCAUUGAGAUCAUCACAGAUAAGGCAAUCAGAAACAAUAUCAAGCGGAAGAAGAAAAGCUCCUAAUGAUUGA